Ixodes scapularis (black-legged tick) is the source of this 2532-nucleotide messenger RNA. RefSeq names its product heterogeneous nuclear ribonucleoprotein Q (gene Syp). The record is from RefSeq and is a predicted model, not a curated record. Bases 554 to 2368 code for a protein of 604 amino acids. Gene Ontology annotation, cellular component: ribonucleoprotein complex; nucleus. Gene Ontology annotation, molecular function: mRNA binding. NCBI's taxonomy places the organism in Eukaryota, Metazoa, Arthropoda, Arachnida, Ixodida, Ixodidae. The transcript is spliced from 7 exons.
ACCACGCGCUUCUCCAAUGGACAGUCAACACAGGGGCCAACGAGUCACCGGACCGCCGCCGCGCCUGUGAAGCAUCGUUCGGCAUUUCUUUGAGUAGCCCGCUGGACGGCACCUUCGAAAAGAAGGGCAGAGGGAGCCCUCAACCGCCGAACGUAAAGACAAAGCAACCCCCGCCAAGGAUCGCCAAUCAAAACAAGGAUGGCGCCCUUUUCAUGUGGGAAAGCGGAGGAAGCGCCUCGGCUGCGCGACGCGAAGUAGUGCGCGCACCUUUUAGCGCGUUGUCACCGUUUUGCUGUCGCCGCCGGUGUCCAGGCCGACUUGCUGGACAGUGCAAACUUCAGGCCCACUCAAACAGGCGUUCGAGACCGCCCAAGCGCCGCUGCUGGCGCGAAACCCGAAGGACGGCGCGGCCCUUUGGAAUACAUUGGGCUCCCCGUGCAUGUGUCACUCACGUUGCUGCCCAUUCCCAUUAGGUUGGGACUGGGACCUAUUUUGGCCCCUCGUAUCGGUAUCCAAUAUUUUCCAUCUCAAGUAAUCGGCUUUCAAAAAAACUAUGGCCGAGGGCAACGGGGACGCGACGGCGGUGGAACCCACCGACGAGGCGGUGGAGCAGAGCCCGGACUACGCCAAGCUCCUGGGCCACGGACUGCAGGAGAAGGUGGCGGCCCAGCUGGACGCUAUCUUCCAGACGGGCAAGCUGGCCUACGCAGACCUGGACGAGCGGGCGCUAGACGCGCUCAAGGAGUUCCCGGCCGACGGGGCGCUGGCCGUUCUUAAGCAGUUUCUCGACAGCAGCCUGGAGCACGUGUCGAACAAGUCGGCCUACCUGUGCGGCGUCAUGAAAACGUACCGGCAAAAGAGUAAGCUCCCGGGGGCAUCGGGCUCGGGCGCCCAGAAAGGCCCCGACGAGGACAAGAUUCGCGCCAUUUUGGACCGCACGGGCUACUCGCUGGAUGUGACGACGGGCCAGCGCAAGUACGGCGGCCCACCGCCGGAUUGGACGGGGCCCCAGCCGGCGUCCGGCUGCGAGGUGUUUGUCGGCAAGAUCCCCAAGGACAUGUUCGAGGACGAGCUCAUCCCACUCUUCGAGAAGUGCGGCCGGAUCUGGGACCUGCGGCUCAUGAUGGACCCGCUGUCUGGCCUGAACCGGGGCUAUGCCUUCAUCACCUUCUGCAACCGGGACGGGGCUCACAACUCUGUGCGCGAGCUCGACAACUACGAGAUCCGCAAGGGCAAGUACAUCGGGGUGACCAUUUCCAUCAACAACCACCGGCUCUUUGUUGGCAACAUCCCCAAGAACCGGGGCAAGGAGGAGCUGUACGAGGAGUUCUCCAAGCACGCGCCCGGCCUGACGGAGGUGAUCAUCUACAGCUCGCCCGACGACAAGAAGAAGAACCGGGGCUUCUGUUUCCUGGAGUAUGAGUCGCACAAGGCGGCGUCGCUGGCCAAGCGGCGCCUGAGCACGGGGCGCAUCAAGGUCUGGAGCUGCGACAUCAUAGUGGACUGGGCUGACCCACAGGAAGAGCCCGACCAGGAGACGAUGGCAAAGGUGAAGGUCCUGUACGUACGCAACCUGACGGCGGACGUGACGGAGGAGCGGCUCAAGGAGCUGUUUGAGCAACACGGCCGCGUCGAGCGGGUCAAGAAGAUCAAGGACUACGCCUUUGUGCACUUCGAGGAGCGGGACCACGCGGUGAAGGCAAUGAACCAGCUGCAGGGGAAGGACCUGUGCGGGGCACCCAUGGAGGUCUCGCUGGCCAAGCCUCCAUCAGACAAGAAGAAGAAGGAGGAGGUGCUGCGGAACCGCGAGCGUCGUAUGAUGCAGAUGAUGCAGCAGCGCAUUGUGGACGUGAGCGACUACCGGAUGAUGGGCUGCAUGCCCCCGCCGCCGCCCCUGCGGGGGCCCCGGGGCGGCGGGGGCGGCCGGGGGCCCCCCGUGGGUCCCAGGAGCUACGAUUACGACUAUGACUACUAUGGGUAUAGCGACUACCGGGGCGGCUAUGCGGACCCCUACUAUGAGGACUAUUACGGCCGCUAUGAUGACUAUUAUGACUACGGCUACCCAGCUGCGGCGCCCCCCCGUGGCCGGGCUGCUCCAGAGCGGGCUCGUGGUGGCCAGCGUGGAGCGACGCAGCGUGGGGGGCGCGGCCGUGGGCGGGCCCCCCGCGCUCGCGCUGGCCGGGGGCCGGGCCCUGCCAGCCGUGGGGGGGCCCGUGGGGCCGCCCCCCCCAGGGGAAGCCUGGCCGGUAAGCGCAAGUUUGACGGCGGCGCCCACCAGAACCAGGGGGACUCGAAGCGCCGCUUCCACAACAGCCAGGACGACGGCCAGCAGUGGUACCAGGACUCCUUCAACCAGACCUGGGGCUGAUAGCCCGCUGGUGCCUAUUUAAUGCCCGCCCCCUGCGUGUGUGUGUGUCUUCCCGGGGCCAGCCCCGUCGGACUCCUGCUGGACCAGACUGUGAUGACGAUGGACUGCCCGCGGAGGGCGACGUGUAACCUGGCGAUCCUGUGGAAAUAAAAGUGGCCCUUUUA